AGUUGGCCGUUGCAUGUAUCCUCAUCUAUAAUAAGAAAGCUCUCGCUACCUCUCUACAAACCUCAAACAAAAAUGAGUUUCCUUGUAUUCUUGAAGCUGUUAGCUUGUGUCCUUUUCUUUUUGUUCCUAAUAUUGUCUUUCACAAAGAGGAAAAACAAAGUAAAAAACCUCCCUCCAAGUCCUAGGAAACUGCCUAUAUUAGGAAACCUUCACCAAAUUGGGAAAUUGCCUCAUCUUUCGCUUCAAAAACUUUCCAAUGAAUAUGGGGAUUUCAUUUUCUUGCAAUUAGGUUCUGUCCCAACUGUUGUUGUCUCCUCUGCUGAUGUUGCUAGAGAGAUCUUUAGAACACACGAUGUUGCUUUCUCUGGCCGUCCUGCCUUAUAUUCUGCCAGAAAACUUACCUAUAAUCUUUCUAACGUGUCUUUCGCACCCUAUGCUAUGAAGUUUUUGGGUUAUGAUGACGUGGAUAUUGUUGUAGCGGAAACGGGUUGGCCUUCUUCGGGUGACCCGAAUCAACCCGGUGUUAGUUUGGAGAAAGCUGUUUCGUAUAAUGUGAAUCUUGUGAAGCAUGUGAAUUCUGCGGUGGGAACUCCAUUGAUGCCAAACAGGACCUUUGAGACUUAUGUUUUCUCAUUGUUUAAUGAGGACCUUAAGGCUGGCACUUCGGAGCGUAACUUCGGGUUGUUCCGACCCGACUUCACACCCGUUUACGAUGUGGGCAUUCUGCGUAACGCACAGGCUUCUCCGCCUGCUAUGGCACCAGAAAUAGGGAAGAAAUGGUGUGUGCCAAAGGCUGAUGCUAGUGAUGCUGCUUUGCAGUCGAACAUAGACUUUGUGUGCAGCUCUGGAAUAGAUUGUCAACCUAUACAAGAUGGUGGCCCCUGCUACGAACCCAAUACUAUCAGAGCUCAUGCAGCUUACGCCAUGAAUGCUUAUUAUCAAGCAAAUGGUCGUAAAAUGUUUGAUUGUAACUUCAUUAAUACCGGUGUUGUCACCAACUAUGAUCCUAGUUACGAAGAAUGUACGUAUGCUGCUUAAAGGAGUAACUGAGGACCCAGUAAGUCGCUGUCUCUUUCUUUCGAGCAUUGGAUCUCGUGGUUAGAUAAUAGAGUAUACAUUUUGGCAGAGUCCAGUGGGUUAUGAUGCUGUAACUUAUUGUGAUUUUCAAGUUUGAAGAGUUCAAUGUUAAUUUUGCAUAUGGAUGAUAUCUAUAUUUUAUAUGCAAUGCAAGCUUUUUUGGA
Molecule: messenger RNA, 1241 nt
Organism: Lycium barbarum (goji berry)
Lineage: Eukaryota; Viridiplantae; Streptophyta; Magnoliopsida; Solanales; Solanaceae
Product: glucan endo-1,3-beta-D-glucosidase-like
Exons: 4
Coding region: 73-1038 (321 amino acids)
Biological process (GO): carbohydrate metabolic process
Molecular function (GO): monooxygenase activity; iron ion binding; oxidoreductase activity, acting on paired donors, with incorporation or reduction of molecular oxygen
Source: RefSeq, a predicted model, not a curated record